Zonotrichia albicollis (white-throated sparrow) is the source of this 1682-nucleotide messenger RNA. The record is from RefSeq and is a predicted model, not a curated record. NCBI's taxonomy places the organism in Eukaryota, Metazoa, Chordata, Aves, Passeriformes, Passerellidae.
CAUCCCCUUCGAGAUCUCCCUCUGGAUCCUCCUGGCCUGCCUCAUGAAGCUGGGCUUCCACGUGAUCCCCUCGGUGUCCAGCAUCGUUCCCGAGAGCUGCCUGCUCAUCGUGGUGGGCCUUCUGGUCGGGGGGCUCAUCAAGGGGGUGGGUGAGAAGCCCCCCAUCCUCAAGUCGGACAUCUUCUUCCUGUUCCUGCUGCCCCCCAUCAUCCUGGACGCCGGCUACUUCCUGCCCCUGCGCCCCUUCACCGAGAACCUGGGCACCAUCCUCAUCUUCGCCGUGGUGGGCACGCUCUGGAACGCCUUUUUCCUGGGGGGGCUGAUGUACGCCGUGUGCCAGCUGGGCGGGCCGGGCCUCAACCACAUCGGCCUGCUGGCCAACCUGGUCCUCUACCACCUGUUUGAGGAGUUUGCCAGCUUCGAGCAGGUGACCAUCCUGGACAUCAUCCUCGGCUUCCUCAGCUUCUUCGUGGUGUCGCUGGGCGGGGUCCUGGUGGGCGUCAUCUACGGCGUGAUCGCCGCCUUCACGUCACGCUUCACCUCGCACAUCCGCGUCAUCGAGCCGCUCUUCGUGUUCCUCUACAGCUACAUGGCCUACCUGUCUGCCGAGCUCUUCCACCUGUCCGGCAUCAUGGCGCUCAUCGCUGCUGGUGUGGUCAUGAGGCCCUAUGUGGAAGCCAACAUCUCCCACAAGUCCCACACCACCAUCAAGUAUUUCCUCAAGAUGUGGAGCAGUGUGAGCGAGACCCUCAUCUUCAUCUUCCUGGGUGUCUCCACCGUGGCUGGUCACCACUACUGGAACUGGACCUUCGUCAUCAGCACGCUCUUCUUCUGCCUCAUCGCCAGGGUGUUGGGUGUCCUCGUGCUCACCUGGUUCAUCAACAAGUUCCGGAUCGUGAAGCUGACGCCGAAGGACCAGUUCAUCAUCGCCUACGGGGGCCUGCGGGGCGCCAUCGCCUUCUCGCUGGGCUACCUGCUGGACUACAAGCACUUCGGCAUGAGGGACAUGUUCCUCACGGCCAUCAUCACCGUCAUCUUCUUCACCGUCUUCGUGCAGGGCAUGACCAUCCGGCCCCUGGUGGAUCUGCUGGCUGUGAAGAAGAAGCAGGAGACGAAGCGCUCCAUCAACGAGGAGAUCCACACGCAGUUCUUGGAUCACCUUCUGACGGGGAUCGAGGAUAUCUGUGGUCACUAUGGGCAUCACCACUGGAAGGACAAGCUGAACCGCUUCAACAAGAAGUACGUGAAGAAGUGCCUGAUCGCGGGGGAGCGCUCCAAGGAGCCCCAGCUCAUCGCCUUCUACCACAAGAUGGAGAUGAAGCAGGCCAUCGAGCUGGUGGAGAGCGGGGGCAUCGGCAAGAUCCCCUCUGCCGUCUCCACCGUCUCCAUCCAGAACAUCAACCCCCAGACCCUCCCUCUGGAGCGCGUCCUGCCAGCCCUGUCCAAGGACAAGGAGGAGGAGAUCCGGAAAAUCCUGCGCACGAACCUGCAGAAAACCAGGCAGAGGCUGCGCUCCUACAACCGGCACACGCUGGUGGCUGACCCCUACGAGGAGGCCUGGAACCAGAUGCUCCUGAGGAGGCAGAAGGCCCGGCAGCUGGAGCAGAAGAUGAACAACUACCUGACGGUGCCGGCGCACAAGGUGGACUCGCCCACCAUGUCCCGGGCUCGCAUCGGCUCAG